GUAAUUUAAUCAUCUAUCUUGUACAGAAUUUUUGACUAAAAUUCUAACAUUAUUCUAACGAUGCUUUAGUAUUUCAAGAAAAAUGUUAUUAUAAUUUCCCAUAUAAAAUGUCUGAACCUUUUUUCAUAUUAUUUUCUAUGCAAUGGUGAAAGAAAAGCUACAUCAAACGCGGAUUUAUGAUAAGGAAGGUUUCAGAAAGAGGGCAGCAUGUGUUUGUGUUAGAAAUGAUUCCGAAUCAGAAGUAUUAUUAGUUACAAGUAGUCGAAGUCCGGACCAUUGGGUAGUGCCGGGUGGUGGAUUAGAGCCCCACGAGGACCCAGAAUCAGCCGCUUCGAGGGAAGCUUUAGAAGAAGCUGGAAUACGUGGCCAACUGGGACGGUGUUUGGGAGUCUUCGAAAAUUCCGAGAGGAAGCAUAGAACUUUCGUAUAUGUGUUUAUGGUGAAAGAAGAAUUACCUUAUUGGGAAGAAGCAUUGAAAAUAGGUCGAAGGAGAAAAUGGUUCUCAGUGAGGGAAGCGAAGCAUGUUUUAGACUUGUAUAGGCCAUUACAAACUGUUUAUCUUAACACACUCAAGGCUUGCCGCUCAUAAUAAUUAAUUAUAAGAUAUCAUUCUCAUGUAAAAAUACUAUUAUAGUUUUAAAAAAAUCGCUUUUAUCAUCAUUUCACAUUUUUUUACGCAACGACCAGAUUUUAAUAAUAUUUUUUUGUUAAAAUUAAAUUUGCCUUUAAAUAAUUAAUUUCACCAAAAUAUUAUUGUAUGGACACUUUGGUUAUGUAAAAACAAAACAA
Gordionus sp. m RMFG-2023 is the source of this 789-nucleotide messenger RNA. RefSeq names its product diphosphoinositol polyphosphate phosphohydrolase 1-like. Gene Ontology annotation, molecular function: bis(5'-adenosyl)-hexaphosphatase activity; diphosphoinositol-polyphosphate diphosphatase activity; bis(5'-adenosyl)-pentaphosphatase activity. The record is from RefSeq and is a predicted model, not a curated record. Gene Ontology annotation, biological process: diadenosine hexaphosphate catabolic process; adenosine 5'-(hexahydrogen pentaphosphate) catabolic process; diadenosine pentaphosphate catabolic process. The transcript is spliced from 4 exons. Gene Ontology annotation, cellular component: cytoplasm; nucleus. Lineage: Eukaryota; Metazoa; Nematomorpha; Gordioida; Chordodea; Parachordodidae. The coding region runs from base 143 to 589 and encodes 148 amino acids.